Messenger RNA from Dictyostelium purpureum, 2048 nucleotides. RefSeq lists its product as uncharacterized. The record is from RefSeq and is a predicted model, not a curated record. The transcript has 5 exons. Gene Ontology annotation, biological process: protein localization to membrane. NCBI's taxonomy places the organism in Eukaryota, Evosea, Eumycetozoa, Dictyosteliales, Dictyosteliaceae. The coding region runs from base 253 to 2010 and encodes 585 amino acids. Gene Ontology annotation, cellular component: membrane.
AUUGUGUGUGUGUGUGAGUUUAUAUAAAUAAUAUUUAAUAAAAAAUAAUAAUAACAUUUUUCCCUCUUACUUUUCUAUCAUACAUCCAUUUCUUUCAUUUAUCUUUGGGUAAUAUAUGAAUAAUAAAUAAAUAGAUCGACUUUAUUUCCUUUUUCUUUUUUUUUCAAUCAUAUAAUCAGGUCAAGAAAUUUUCUUUUAAGAAAAUUAUAGAGAAAAACAGAAAAAAAGAAAUAUUCAAAAUAUAAAAAAAAGAUGAAAGUAUCAUAUAUAAUAUCAAUUUUAAUUUUAGCAGUAUAUAUAUUUGGCUCAAAUGCAAGCAAAAACCAUCACUAUUUAGAUGGACAAGCGAUUCCAUUCUAUGUAAAUAAUAUCGGACCAUAUUCAAAUCCAACAGAAACAUACGAAUUUUAUACACUUCCAUUUUGUAAACCUAAAGAUAUUUCUUAUAAAAAAACAAAACUUGGCGAAAUUCUUCAAGGUGAUGCCGCAGUUUUAUCAGACUACCAAUUUCCAUUUAAAAAGGAAUUCAAAGAUAAAUUACUUUGUGAAUAUACAUUAAAAAAAGAUGAUAUUCAAAAGUUCAAAGAGGCAAUUGGCGAAUAUUAUUAUGCCGAGAUGAUUUAUGAUGAUCUUCCAAUUUUUAGUUUUAUUGGUACAGUUGAUGAAACUGAUCCAAAGAAUCCAAAAUAUUAUUUAUAUCACCAUCUCCCAUUUGAAUUUGACUACAAUAAAGAUCAAAUAAUUAAAAUUAACAUUGAUACAGAGCAUAUUAAAGUUAUUGAACUUAGUGAUCAAGAGGAAAUUACAUUACAAUUAACAUACUCUGCUACAUGGCACGAAACAGACUUUCAAUUUUCAAAGAGAAUGGAACUUUAUGAAGAAUUCUUUCCAAAAGAAUUAGAAAUUCAUUGGCUUUCAGUAAUGAACUCAUUCUUCCUUGUUGUAUUAUUAACAGGUUUUUUAGCUAUUAUGAUUAUGAGAAUUUUAAAGAAUGAUUAUUCAAGAUACUCCAAAACUGAUGAAGAAGAAGAUUCUGAUUAUCAAGAGGAUUAUGGUUGGAAAUUAGUUCAUGGUGAUGUUUUCAGAUUCCCACCACAUAAAAAUAUUUUUUCAGCAUUUUAUGGUAUAGGUUGGCAAUUUAUUUGUAUAGUUAGUGGAAUUUUAGCACUUGCAUUAUUUGGUAUUUUCUAUCCAAACAAUGGUGGUAAUAUGUAUACAGCAGGUAUUGUAUUGUAUGCAUUGACAAGUUGUAUUUCAGGUUAUCAAUCAGCUAAAAUCUAUAAAAAUAUGGGUGGUACAAAAUGGGCAUGGAAUAUUGUAUUAACCGCCACACUUUUUGUUACCCCAUUAAUUAUGGUCGUAUUACUUUCAAACACUGUCGCAGUCACAUGGCACUCAACUGUAGCUUUACCGAUCGUUACCAUUAUUGAAGUACUUACCAUCUGGCUAUUAGUUGGUUUCCCAUUAACUGUUAUUGGUGGUAUUGCCGGUAGAAGAUUCUCUGGUAAUUUCGAUGCACCAUGUCGUACCAAAAACUUCCCAAGAGAAAUCCCACCAAUUCCAUGGUAUCGUCGUUUACCAUGCCAAAUUUUAAUGGCUGGUUUCUUACCAUUCUCUGCUAUUUAUAUUGAGUUGUUCUAUAUUUUCAAUAGUGUUUGGGGCCACUCUUCAUAUACUUUAUAUGGUAUUCUUUGCUUGGUUUUCAUCAUCCUCAUAAUUGUUACCGCCUGUAUUACCGUCGCUCUUACCUAUUUCCAACUUUCAAUGGAAGAUCAUAGAUGGUGGUGGGUUUCAUUUAUUAAUGGUGGUUCAACUGUUGUUUUCAUCUACCUUUACAGUAUCUACUACUACGUCUACAUCUCACAUAUGUAUGGUUUACUUCAAGCAACUUUCUACUUUACUUAUAUGUUAAUCGUUUGUUUCUUCUUCUUUAUUCUUCUUGGUACCGUUGGUUUUUACUCCUCAUUAAUAUUUGUUAAAAGAAUUUAUAAAAACUUAAAAUCAGAUUAAAAAUAAAUUACAAUAAAAGAUAAUAAUUUUAAAAUAAU